Molecule: messenger RNA, 1032 nt
Organism: Pecten maximus
Lineage: Eukaryota; Metazoa; Mollusca; Bivalvia; Pectinida; Pectinidae
Product: salivary glue protein Sgs-3-like
Exons: 3
Source: RefSeq, a predicted model, not a curated record
ACUCCAUCCCAGACUCGACCCCCUACUCGAUCAACCACUACUCCAUCUGAUACUCCAACCACCACUCGAUCAACCACUACUCCAUCCCAGACUCCAGCAACUACUCCAACCACUACUCCAUCCCAGACUCGACCCCCUACUCGAUCAACCACUACUCCAUCCCAGACUCGAUCCCCUACCCAGACUCCGUACCUUACCGCACUUCUCUCUCUGCCACCCGUUCAUGUAGAUGUCGAACCAACGUUCGUAGUGAGUGAAGAUCCAGCAUCAUGGCCAGCAUUACCACGACGCACUAGUACGACGCCGCCACCAACUAAGAUGCCAACUACUGCUGAUCCAACCACUACUCGACCUCCAGCAACUACUCGAUCAGCAUCUACUCCAUGUGAUACUCCAGCAACUACUCCAACCACUACUCCAGCAACCACUGCCCCAUGUGAUACUCCAGCAACUACUCCAACCACUACUCCAGCAACCACUACUCCAUGUGAUACUCCAGCAACUACUCCAACUUUAAGUCGUCGACAAAAGAAAAACCGGACAAGACAGCUUCGGAAAUCGGUGAGUAAACCAAAGGUCGCUAAGUCUGUAAGUAAAACGAAGAUUACUAGGUCGGUAAGUAUACCCGAGUCGGAACAACUUCUUGUAGGCGGUGGUGUGCAGGUUUAUGACACCAACAUCAAUAUAACAACUGAUACCAUAGUUAGCAUCCUUAAAGAUCCUAUCACAGAUAGAGUUUCGAAUAUACCACCGGUUAAACCUAAGGGAGAUUUAACUAGAAUUCUUCAGUCAAACGAGGAAGACUUUGACGACACAGUCCAACUUCGCACAGGUAAGUGGUCCCAAUUAGCGCUAAACUACUUCAACAACCAUCUCCAGAAUGACAUCAAAUUACAUGCUGCAAAGUGGAACAUUCAACAGUUCAAUGGUUUGUAUAAUCCGCUGUCAGGUAUUACAAAUAAUGCGUCAGAAAGUAUCGACGCUGUCUUGAAAACUCACGUGAAAGUUGACAAACUUAGCUCCAGUAUAUGA